This is a messenger RNA of Silurus meridionalis, 3543 nucleotides long. It is a transcript of the gene slc1a9, whose product is annotated as solute carrier family 1 member 9. The record is from RefSeq and is a predicted model, not a curated record. Gene Ontology annotation, biological process: L-glutamate transmembrane transport. Gene Ontology annotation, molecular function: neutral L-amino acid transmembrane transporter activity; glutamate:sodium symporter activity; L-glutamate transmembrane transporter activity. NCBI's taxonomy places the organism in Eukaryota, Metazoa, Chordata, Actinopteri, Siluriformes, Siluridae. Gene Ontology annotation, cellular component: plasma membrane.
UCCUCUCUCUCUCUCUCUUCCUAUCUCCCUCUCUCUCUUUUUCCCUAUCUCUUUCUCUCUCACUCUCUCAUCCUCCCCCGGUGUGUCUCUUCUGAUGCUGUGGUGUCUUUAUGGACGAGACGCGACACCAGAACCCAGGGACUCUGCUCACACAGGAGUGUGUGUAGUGUAAGGUAUCUGUGUGAUUACACGCCUGACGUCCUCACGCUCUCGAGGAGGCCGCAGUCACGGUAGGAUGACGAAUCACCAGUUAGAGAAGCAGGUGGGCGUGGCCAGCCUGGUUGAUGAUGAAAGGAAGGUGGAGGCUAAAGGAAGUGUUUUACAACAACACUGUGGCUGGUUUACACGCAACCUUCUGCUCACUCUCACCAUUAUCGGUGUGAUAGGCGGCUCAGUGCUUGGUCUACUCCUGCGCUACAUUCCCAAUCUGGACUCAGACACGCUGAUGCUGGUCUCCUUCCCUGGAGAUAUCCUCAUGAGGAUGCUGAAGAUGCUCAUCCUCCCCCUCAUCAUCUCCAGCCUCAUCUCAGGUCUGGCAGGUUUGGAUGCUCGCUCCAGUGGGAGGAUGGGUACCAGGGCCAUGGUGUACUACAUGUCCACCACCAUAAUGGCGGCUGUACUUGGCGUCAUUCUGGUGCUCGGGAUUCACCCUGGAAACCCCAAACUCAGGAGCUCACCGACCAGCGCUGGAGCCCAUAACCAUGAGGUCAGCAGCCUCGACGCCUUUCUGGACCUGAUCCGAAACCUGUUCCCUGAGAACCUGGUGCAGGCCUGCUUUCAACAGGUCCAGACGGUGGUGAAGAAGGUCUCGGUGGUCGUCAGCAACCAGAGCGAGCCAGUUUCUGUCAACAGGAAGAACUUGGAGUUCAAAUGGGGGAUGAACGUUCUGGGUUUGAUCGGCUUCUUCAUCACUUUCGGGAUCUGCAUAGGCAAAAUGGGCGAGAGGGGAAAGAUCAUGUCCGAGUUCUUCAACAUCCUCAACGAGAUCAUCAUGAAGAUGGUGUCCAUGAUCAUGUGGUACUCUCCUGUCGGCAUCGCCUCUCUGAUCUGUGGAAAGAUCGCCGCCAUCGGUGACCUGGAGGCCAUGGCUCAGCAGCUCGGCAUGUACAUGGUGACGGUGAUCGUUGGCCUGAUCAUCCACGGUGGAAUCGUCCUGCCCAUGAUUUACUUCUCUGUGACUCGGAAAAACCCUUUCAUCUUUUACUCUGGGAUCUUUCAGGCCUGGAUCACGGCGCUUGGAACAGCCAGCAGUGCUGGAACGUUACCCGUUACCUUCCGCUGUCUGGAGGAGAACCUGAAGAUUGAUAAGCGAGUCACCCGGUUUGUGUUACCCAUCGGUGCCACCAUCAACAUGGAUGGCACUGCACUGUACGAGGCUGUGGCAGCGAUUUUCAUUGCCCAGAUGAACGGCAUUGAGCUGGAUGGAGGGCAGAUCGCCACCGUGAGUAUGACGGCCACGCUGGCAAGUGUUGGAGCUGCCAGUAUUCCCAGUGCUGGUCUGGUCACCAUGCUGCUCAUCCUCACUGCUGUGGGGCUUCCUACACAGGACAUCAGCCUGCUGGUCGCCGUCGACUGGUUGCUUGACAGAAUGAGAACCUCCAUCAACGUGGUGGGUGAUUCCUUCGGUGCAGGCAUUGUUGACUUCCUGUCCAGGGCGGAGCUUUCUCAGAUUGACACAGACAUUUCCCAAGCAUGCGAGGAGUUUGUCCCCCCUCCCCCCCUGCUGGCUGAUAUAGACCUGAUCGACCCUCUGUGCCCACCAGAACUCCCUCGCUUCCCACGCCCCCCCAAACUCAACCACCACCAGCACCAGCACUCGAAUCCCCAACCCCAACACUACCAGCGUCCUUCAUCCCUGAACCACUCGCGCUCUCACUCCACUCGUUCAGCUCGCUCUCCUUCCCCUCGCUCUGUCAAUUCCCCCUCCCCCCUGUCGGUGUGUUCACACUCUCCUCAUCCUCACCGCACACACUCGCCCCGCCUCCUAAACCGACGCUCCGACCAUGCCUACACUGCCCUGCCCUCGCAUGACCACCAGGCGUCCACGCUGCCGCGAGAUUACAAGGACCGGCAGCGAGAGCGAGAGAGGGGCAGCGAGAAGCAGCGUAGGCGAGAGAAAGGCCGCGAGAGCGAAACGGAGGACGACGAAGAGCGAGAGAGGAUGAUGAUGAUGAUGAUGGACGAGGGCAGUGUGGGAGAAGAAAGCGAUGACACCGCCUACGACCGGAGUCACACCAUCCCGCCGUGCGAGCUUCCCUGAGGCCGUCGCUCCGUCACAUCUAUCACUUUUCUUCAUCAAUUCCCUCCGCCAAUUUACUCCGCCACUCCCCUCCCUUACAUCACUUUACCACAUCGCUCCAUCACGUCCCUCUGUCACGUCCCUCUGUCAUGUACCUCCAUCAGUUUCCUCCGUCACGUCCCUCUGACAUGUCCCUCCAUCAUGUCUUUCCGUCAGCCUCAUUUUAUCGCAUUUUUACUUCAGUUCUGCAUGCUUUUUGGCACCUGCUCACCGCGUUUACUGUAUAAACUCAUUUACACAGGAAAUGAUGUCAGCUAAUUAGAAAAACAAAACAAGAAUCACCAUUCAAUUAGAACAGAAGUAAUGGCACCCUAUAAAAGGAAAGUAGGAGGAGUUUGUGUGUCAGUGAUGCACUGCACUGGUUGAGCUGCGUUAUUGCACAGACGACACUUUUCAAACAUUUAGUUGCCAUUCAUUUGUUUUUCAAGCUCUCAGUGAUCUUGGGUGUAAUUGUGGGCGUGGCUAAAUGUAAAGGUGUGUCAAUUCUGGGUGUUUUAUUUCUGAUUGAUCUAAUAGUCUCAUACAAGUACGAAGAAUAUUCGUGAACAUCUGGUGAAAAUGAAUAAAAAAUAUUUACACACACACAUUAAGGGAGUGAUAAUGAAGAACAAAGAGCAGACUUGCAGUGUGUGUUACAGGAUAGAAAACAUAAAUAUGAGAUUAUUUAGUGUUUUUUUUUUUUAUAGCUUAGGGGUUUUUUUACAUAGAAAAUAACUGAAUAUAUAACCUAAUAAACGUUGGUGUAUAAAAUGCUGUAACCCUGCGAGACUGAUGCACUUUUAUCCAUGCGGCUUUUCCUAAGAAACUGAAGUUUAUAGUUUUAUAUUGUGGGUGCAAAUUUUUAUUCAAACGACUUAUGAGUGCAAAGCUGAUAAUUACAUUUUUAGAUUUUAUUGCCUGUUUAAAACCUGAUGAGCUCACAAUUCACCUUUUCUUUCUUUCUUUCUUUCUUUCUUUCUUUCUUUCUUUCGUUCUUUCGUUCUUUCUUUUAGUUAAUUUAUUGUUUGAUUUUUUUUUACUUAUUUUCAUAUAAUUUUAUUUGUUGAUUUGUUCUGUUGAUUAUUGAUUGAUUGAUUAUCGGUGUAGAAUAUUAGACAGCAUUGUGAGGUCUCUGCUCAUAUGUAUUGGUGUGUGUUUACUUUGGUUGGUGUAUUAUGGUGUUUCUUCGUGGCAUUGUAGCCCCGCCUCCAGCCCCACCCCCGGUUCCAGUGUAAAUUAUAAAACAAUAAAAUUUCAGCGUUUCC